AUGCGCAGACAGGUGUUCUAUGUUACGUUCAUUCACGUUGAGCAAUCUUUGGUUGUGCUUUUGCUACUGUCACUUUGCUCAAACUCCUUUCUUUCUAUUCUCUAUGUUGCAUGCUGCGCGAACAUGGGGCUGAUCACCGGAGUUAUUGCUUUCUUUUACCACUUACCUCAAAUAUACAAAUGGCUCUUCAAGCCUUAUUACAUAUUGUCUACAUUGAUGUCCACUGCAUUCCUCAUACUUAGGAAGUGUCCGGGACUUUGCGAAAACCUGAACACUGAACGGGAGGACCGGAACCCAUGCGACUUUGACUGGAGAGAAGUGGAGAUUCUUAUGUUUCUCGGUGCGAUUGUCAUGAUGAAGAACAGGAGAGCCAUCACCAUAGAGCAGCAUGCAGGGAACCUGUUUAUGUUCAGUAAGGUGGCCAACGUCAUCCUCUUCUUCAGGCUGGACAUCAGACUGGGCAUCCUCUACUUCCUACUGUGUAUUGCAUUCGUCAUGACCUGCAAACCACCACUCUACAUGGGCCCAGAGUACAUCAAGUACUUCAGUGAAAAGACCAUAGAUGAGGAGUUGAAUCAUGAUAGUUGCGUGACGUGGAUCGUUGAGUUCUAUGCUAACUGGGCUCCUGAGUGUCAGUCCUUCGCCCCCGUCUUUGCUGACCUCUCCCUCAAGUAUAACUGUACUGGACUGCGGUUUGGGAAGAUAGAUGCUGGCCGGUACGGAGAGGUGGUUCAGAGGUACAAGGUUAGCACCUCCCCUCUGGCCAAGCAGCUCCCUUCAUUGGUGCUUUUCCAGUCAGGGCGGGAGGUCAUGAGACGUCCAAUGGUGGACAAUAAGUUUCGAGCUGUGUCCUGGACUUUCAGCGAGGAAAACAUCAUACGUGAGUUCAACCUGAACGAGCUCUUCGAGGCAUCUAAGAAGAUAAAGAAGGGUCGCGGUGUGAAAGGAGAGGACCAGAACUCCUCACUACCAGACGAGGGCAGCGAAGAGCGCCAACCUGAACCAGACACCCCAGCAGAGAGCAAGAAAGACCAGUAGUGACGAAGGGACAACAGGGACUGGAUUGUUCUACUGCACACAGUUCACUGCUCGUCACACAAUCGCUGUCAGUUAUCACUGGUUGCAUUACCAGACGACCAGGAUUCAAGUUAAUUCAUGAGCUUGGGCUUGUGGAAAAGCUGCUGCACGCAAACCAAAAGGGACCGAAUGAGCUACACUACAUGACCAAAAGUAUGUGGACACCCACUCGUUGAAAAAUCUCAUUCCAAAGUCAUGGGCAUUAAAAUUGGAGUUGGUCCCCACUUUGCUG
Molecule: messenger RNA, 1309 nt
Organism: Salmo salar (Atlantic salmon)
Lineage: Eukaryota; Metazoa; Chordata; Actinopteri; Salmoniformes; Salmonidae
Product: thioredoxin-related transmembrane protein 2-B
Biological process (GO): brain development
Cellular component (GO): membrane-bounded organelle
Molecular function (GO): disulfide oxidoreductase activity
Source: RefSeq, a predicted model, not a curated record